This is a messenger RNA of Pollicipes pollicipes, 2380 nucleotides long. Its product is annotated as dnaJ homolog subfamily C member 1. The record is from RefSeq and is a predicted model, not a curated record. The transcript is spliced from 7 exons. Lineage: Eukaryota; Metazoa; Arthropoda; Thecostraca; Pollicipedomorpha; Pollicipedidae. The coding region runs from base 219 to 1739 and encodes 506 amino acids. Gene Ontology annotation, cellular component: endomembrane system.
GUCGCGGUCUUUCACAGCCGCGUGUGGUGUACGGGGUGUUGGGAGAGAAGGCCGCUAGCUGUGUAAUUCUUUGAAGAAUAUGGUGCAAUUUUAAUAUUGUAACAAUAAUUAUAAACACAUGAUAGUGUGCACUAAGAAGUGUAGACCCUUAAUUUCACCUUAAGGUUGGAACAGAAAGUUAAGGCCAAAAAAGUGUGAUUUGGAAUCACUAUCCAACCAUGCCAUCUGUCAAGUGUAUCCUGCAAGCAGCAGUGAUUGCAGCAGUGUGCAGCUGUGUGUUGUCUUGGAACCAAGAUGAAAUGGACAUGUAUGAUCUGAUUGAAGAGAUAGGAAUGAAGCCAAACUUCUAUGAGCUGCUGGGUCUGGCUGAGAACGCCACCUCGAUGGAGGUGCGCCGCACGUUCCGGCAGCUCUCGCUGAUCCACCACCCGGACAAGAGCGACGCCGAGGACGCCGAAGUCAAGUUCAGACAGCUGGUGGGCGUGUACGAGGUGCUGCGCGACACGGCCCGUCGGGAGAUGUACGACAAGUUCCUGGUGGACGGCAUGCCGGACUGGCGCUCGGCCCUUUACUAUUACCGGCGCGCACGCAAGAUGGGCAUGCUUGAGAUCACCAUCAUCCUGUCCAUCAUCACCACAAUCGGCCAGUACCUGACGUCGUGGGCCGGCUACAAAGAGCGGCGACUGGCCGUGGAAGAUGCAGUACGAUCCAAGUUCAAACGAGAGCGGAAGAUGGGGAAAGAUAUCGACUUCGAUGCGAUGAUAGAGAAAAACAUGGAAGAAUUCGAAAAGCCAAGCUGGUGGAAUACGCUGCCGUUUCAGCUGGUGCGAGGGGUGCGCUGGCUGGUGUGCCGCGCGCCGUUCGCGCUGGUUGAGUCGGUGCGCGCCGAGCGUGAGCGGCGCGAGCAGGAGCGGCUGGCGGCCGAGCGGGCGCGCGAGGAGGAGGAGCAGCAGCGCGAGGAGGCCCAGCGGCAGCGCGACAAGCGGCGCGAGAUGAAGGAGCGUCGCCGCCAGCGGCUGCAGGAGCUGCCCGAGGGCGGGCCAGAGGCGGCCGCCGCGCCGGCCGGCGCCGCCGCCGACGCCGGCUCGGGCCGCACCUGGAGCACGGCCCGGUCCGGCCCCUGGGCCGACGAGGACCUGGUGGAGCUGGCGCGCCUGGUGAAACGGCACCCGGGCGGCACGCCCGAGCGCUGGGAGCUGAUCGCCGAGGCGCUGGAGCGCACCGUGGCCGAGGUGACGCGCAUGGCGCGCCAGAUCCGCGACCGACCGCACAUGGUGCCCGUGUCGGCCGGCGCGCAGACCGCCACCGCCGACGGCCGACACGUGGCCGACAGCGUGCUCGAGCCGGCCGCGCCUCCUCCGCCGCCGCCGCCGCGCAAGGUCAAGACGCGCGGUGCGCCGGCGGCCGCGGCCGGCGCCGACGAGGCUGCCUGGUCGCAGCAGCAGCAGCGCGCGCUGGAGACAGCGCUCGCGCAGUACCCCAAGGGCUCGGCAGAGCGCUGGGAACGGAUUGCCAAGGCCGUGCCCGACAAGACGAAGGAGGAGUGCAUGCUGCGCUUCCGGUACCUGGCCGAGAUGGUGAAGAAGCGGAAAGAGGCCGACUCGCAGAAGGAGGAGGCCGACUCGCAGCCGGAUGAGGCCGAGCCUCAGCCGGAGGGCCCGGCAGCUGAAACCAUCGAGACGGUCGGCGUCAGCAGCACGGCGCGGUGUGCAGAGCCGGUGGCGGCGUUAGCGGAGUGAAGGGGCCACCUGCGGACGCUGGACCGUGCCAAUUGUGAUAAGCGCGCCGGUGGACUGUGCUUGUUUGGGAUGUCGAGAGGCGCUGUAUGUCGUCGACUGAUGUUGGGUUGGGGUCGGGUCGGCUUGGAUCGCUUGGGCACUGCAGCACAACUCACGUAUUUUGUUUUGUAUUGUGACUGCGGGAAGCGAGCGUAGUGGUGGACGGUCUGUGAUUAACCGGGAUAAAAAAGGUUUGGUGCCCAUAAACUUUAAAACAUUUGCGAAAAAUGUUUGCCUUGCCCAGCCAGACCAAGUUGAUCAGUUGCGUGACUGUUUCCGAACAUGACCGUUGCUGUUGCUUACGGAAAACCGUGACAUCUCAAUUUACCUGAUACGUUUUUCGUUUCCCCAUAACACUGCCCUUUUUGAUCUGUGUCCCUUUUUACUGGUGUGGUAAAACAGUGGGCAUGGACCGUGGGCCGACAGACCCUAGUUCCUAAUUGCGGUGCGACAGGCGGACCACACUAACCUGCGAUUCGGUCGCGGCUCCUGCAGCCAACACGGGGCCGGAAUGCGGCGCGAUGUUCAGACGAUGUCCUCCACUGGCCGCUGCCGCUGCCAACGCAAGACCAAACACGAACAAUACACGCCGCUGGCUUGUU